Mytilinidion resinicola is the source of this 1043-nucleotide messenger RNA. Its product is annotated as splicing factor 3a. Gene Ontology annotation, cellular component: U2 snRNP; nucleus; catalytic step 2 spliceosome. NCBI's taxonomy places the organism in Eukaryota, Fungi, Ascomycota, Dothideomycetes, Mytilinidiales, Mytilinidiaceae. Gene Ontology annotation, molecular function: nucleic acid binding; zinc ion binding. The transcript has 2 exons. Gene Ontology annotation, biological process: spliceosomal complex assembly. Bases 50 to 760 code for a protein of 236 amino acids. The record is from RefSeq and is a predicted model, not a curated record.
ACCUCGACUCGCACCAUCCUUUCACAAAACAUCACCCCGACAGGCAAACAUGGACUACCAGAAUCGCGCCGGCUCGAAAUUCGGUGGCGGAGGUGUUGCCUCUCAAUCUGCAACGAACGCGGACCGCCGCGAGCGGCUCCGCAAGCUCGCGCUCGAGACGAUCGACCUCGACAAGGACCCAUACUUCUUCAAAAACCACGUCGGAAGCUUCGAGUGCCGCCUCUGCUUGACAGUCCACCAGAACGAUGGGUCCUACCUCGCCCACACCCAGGGCCGCAAGCACCAGACAAACCUCGCUCGCCGCGCAGCACGAGAGCUGAAAGAAGGCAGAGAUCGCGAUGGUGUUAUCCCCGGGCUCCCGAACGUGCAGGUGCGCCGCAAUAUGAUCAAGAUCGGACGGCCGGGCUACAAAAUCACGAAGAUCCGCGACCAGGUUACGCGCCAGAAUGGACUGCUGUUCCAAAUGCAGUUUCCAGAGCUUGGCCAAGGAAAUGCGCCUCGUGUGAGAUUCAUGAGCGCGUUCGAGCAGAAAGUGGAGGAACCAGACAAGAAUUGGCAGUUCCUCCUGAUAGCUGCGGAACCGUACGAGACGAUUUCAUUCAAGUUGCAGGCGAGGGAAGUGGAUAGGAAGGAUGGUCGGUUCUGGACCUGGUUCGAUGAGGAUAGCAAAGAGUUCUGGGUACAGGUGCUUUUCAAGACCGAGCGUGAUGAGCGGUACUCAAACGUCCCGGGUCUUGCUCCGUCGGGUCCAAGGAGGUGAAUUUCGGCGUACAUGGCAUAUUGGGGCUCGAAUCACAACGAGGUAUGGUACGGAAAUCAUAUCUAGCGUAUGGGUUAUAGGUCUGGGCGUCAGGUAAUGUUCAAAUUUGCGGAUAUACUGUGACCUGAUACUGAUGGACCGAAGGGCUGGCCGACUCUCACAAAGGCUCAGCUUAUCCGCAAGUUAGCAUACACCUAAGUGGAAGGCUAAGUUCAAUAAAAUUGGAGAACAAUGGGAAAAACCACACGAAUCUCUUCGAGACGUGAUGGUAUCUUUUCGUACG